AUGCGCAUUGUCACAGCACCGUCUGACCGCCCAAGAGACCGCGAGGCAGUGAGGCACAGAGAGAGGAGAGGCGCAGGUGAACGGAGAGGCGGCGGUUUGCAGCGGACGCCGUUCCCUUUGAAAAACGGCGCCUCUGCCGCUCUUGUCCAGAACCUUCAGCGCCAUUUGCCAUGGAGCACUACCAGAAAAUAUGCCACAAAUUUCCCAGUUCUCGCCGAUGGCUGGAACGGUUGGCAGUCGGGUGCCGCAAGUCUUGCGACGGCGCCCCGGGAAUGGACCCUGUGUGCCUACCUGUGUAACUGUGUACCUGGGGGGGAUGUGGUAAAUCUCAAUCACCACCCAAUCGAACUGUGGCGUGCCGCCGUACGUGAGUCGAAGCCAACAGCCAACAACGCCAACGCCAUCCAUCCAUCCACCAUUGGAUCUAUCCAUCCAUCCCGCCGACUGCCGCCGUGUGGUAUUCUGUACCUUGCCUUAUGUGGUGUUUUCAUACUUUCUACCGCCCGACGGCGAUUUACCGUGGAUACCAACGAUGGAACAAAGCAGAAGAAAAAAAAGAUCAAUAUUGGGAAAACAAUAACAUGUCAUGGCCCAUACUGCGUACAAUUCGGGGAGAAGCAUCAGUCAGUCGACUUUCUCCACAAGUCCACAAGCAACCCACCCCGGUCGUCAGUCCCCUUCCGACGACCAGAAAAAGGUGAAGCACAAGCCUUGAUUGAGACUAGUGCCAAGAACGGCCCUGGGACUUUCCUCCCGAGAGUAAAAUUCUCUGGCAUACGGAGGAUGAGGGUUAGGUUACCUCGCAGCAGUGGUGAUACGGAAACGGAGUCGCAAGAAGCAGGAGUCGACGUGUCUGCCACAGAGCUGGGCGGCGUGGCACCGGCACCGAUAUUGCCAAAAAGUCGCGGCUUUUCGCAUCAACCCCAAAUGGGAGCCAAGCCCUCGGUGCACGGAUAUUUCGGUACGUAUCCCCUUUUCCUCAGACACGCGCAGGCUUCGCAGGCUGGCGGCAGCACCGCUGGGCAGUGUGCGCUGGAGCGCUGGGCGCUGGGCAGAGUCUCCAGGUCCUACCUAGGUCCAGCCCACCUUUGCCGAUACGUACCUUUCUCCCUCCUUGCUGUCCCCCGUCUUCCCCGUCCGUCACCAUUUCUCUCCCGUCGCCUCUCCCAAUUCCCGCUGGUCACUGGAUCCAAGUCUUCGCCGUCGUCUAACUGUCCCGUCUUUUCUCGUCCCUUUCUCGGCUUCUACUCCUUGUUCUGCCGCAGAUGUACCUUGACGUUAUUCACUUGUGCUGAGCACUGUCUGUCGUCUGCCCCGUCUGGCCUCAGUCUCGGCCUGUCUCUUUUGCAUCUUUUCUCUCUCCCCUCACGAUCCUGCAAUGAGGCAACACCUCGGGGCCAGUACCUCGUCCGUCACAAUGUCGCAAAGGUACAUCCUCGCGUGGUCCACUCACACACGCCACACACCCCUCCAGGACCCAAAGACCACACCUCAGGGCCCCAGGUCAAGGUCAAGGUCAAGGUCGAGCACCAAAGCACACCAAGCAAGCACACACGCACAUGGAGACACGCACAAGUGACAAACCUGGGCCAGGGACUGCGUACGGACAGGCUACAAGGUACGGAUGCUGAGAGCAGGUACCUGGAUUCAUGUACCGCUGACACCCCCGGUCAUCUUCCCUCCUUGUAUGUACCUUACCUUAUCCCCCUACUCCUGGGUACUCCUACUCCUACUCCUACUACCUAG
This is a messenger RNA of Colletotrichum lupini, 1746 nucleotides long. RefSeq lists its product as uncharacterized. The record is from RefSeq and is a predicted model, not a curated record. The transcript has 9 exons. NCBI's taxonomy places the organism in Eukaryota, Fungi, Ascomycota, Sordariomycetes, Glomerellales, Glomerellaceae. The coding region runs from base 1 to 1746 and encodes 581 amino acids.